ACCAAUGUCGUAUCGCCGUCACUAUGACUUUUUGAAUUCAGCAGCAAUGGCGAUGAAAGAGUUGAUUCUGAAAUAACAUAUUAAAAUUAACUGUUCAAGAUACUUACUUACUACUUCAUAAGUGUUUAAUUUAACAUUGCUUGUCUAAAUCUUUUUUUAUACAAUCAUGAUACAUUUUAAAGACGGUAAAAACAAAUCAUCAGCGUUAACUACAAGAUGGGCGCAAAUGUCAAAGCAGGAACAAAUAAUAGAAAGAAAGAAGAUGGAAAUUCAAGCUAAGCUGGAAGCUCAGAAGCAAGCCGCUGCUUUAGCGGCCCAAGCUAAAUUGAUAAACCCAAGUGCCAAAGAAGAAAAAGGUUCUAACAAUAUUUUUUCAAAUGAUGGUAGCUUUAUGAGUCAGUACAAGGCUCUUAUUGAAAAGCAAAAGAAAGAGAAAGAGGAGAAGGAACAAAAAGAGAGGCAAGAAGCUCUUGAAGCUGAAAAAAUUAAUAUAAUUGAAGCUAAAUCUGAAGUUCAAAGAUCAGACGAUCAUGGAUCCAAUGAUAAUCAAAGCAGUAAUAAUGAUAGAAAGUCUAAUAGAGAUAGACAAAGACGAUGGGGCGAUAGAGGAAAGAACCGCUCACACAGUCCCACUACACCAGCUAUAGAAGACAGAAAGAAAAUCAUAGAUCAAAAAAAUAUACCAUCCUUAAUGCAGAUACCUGUUAUGCCUCCUGAACCUCCAUCUCCUAAUAAUAAUCAAUGGAGCAAUGAUGAUUCUAAUGAUCCCAAUGAUUCAGAGCAAAAUAACCAAUCUAACAGUUCUUCUGUACCUGACUCUAGUAUGAUGCCUGGGCCAAUAGGCCCUGGCCCUAUGGGUUUCGGGCCAAUGGGGCCUGGCAUGAUGGGUCCAGGAAUAAUGGGCCCCGGCCCUGGCCAUAUGGGCCCUGGACCUGGCCCUAUGGGCCCUGGACCUGGUUCUGUGGGUCCAGGUCCAAUGGGAAAUAGAUUUAUGGGCCCUGGAGGAAAUGGCCCAAUGCCCAACAAUGGUCCUAAUAUAGGUCCUAGGCCUAUGAUGGGUUGUGGUGGACCCAUGCCUCCUUUCAUGGGUGGACCUCCAAACUUCCAAAUGCCACCUAAUUUCAUGGGUCCAAAUGGGCCAAAUGGGCCAGGUGGUCCAUGUGGUCCAGGUCCUCUGCCGCCUAAUUUGUGUGGACCAAACAUGCGCGGUCCAGGGCCUAACGGUCCGAUGCCUCCAUUUUUCCCACCAUUCCCUAAUCCACAAAUGAUGAGACCCAAUGGGCCACCAAAUUCUAUGUUACCUCCUAAUUCCAUGAUGCCUCCGAACUCUUUGGGGGAUAAUAAUAAUCAAAACAACAUGCCAUUUAUGGGACCACGGCCUCCAUUUGUGCCAAAUUGUCCUAACUUCGGGCCAGGGGGUCCAAAUGGUAAUGGACCACCUAUGCCUUUUAUGCCACCUAAUGUGAUGCCCCCAAAUAACAUGCCUGGAAAUUUACAAGGCAUCCCUGAACCAAAACCCUUAGAAGCGGGUAGCAUUCCACCACCAGAACCCAUGAAACUUCAGAGCAUUCCCUCCCCAUCACCUCUCCAACUAAAUCACAUCCCGCAACCAAAAGACAUGGAGCCAGGAAAUCUACCACCACCAAAUUCUUUACAAGUUUUCUCUGCAGAUCGGAUGCCGCCGCCCGUCCAUCGAGCCGCCAUCGAAGUAGCCACCAACGGCGACCAAUGGGAAAAUGUCCUGAAAGCCAUUCACUCCCAAGACCAAAAUAUGUGGUUCCUCCAUAAUCCGAACUCUAAUGAGUAUAAGUCGUUUCGCAAUCUCGUGAAUAAGAUACGGAAUGAAGGUCCAGGCUCAAUCAAACCCGAGGUAAAACCAGAGGAUAAAUAUGAACCCGAAUUUUGUUUGGAAGAUGAUGACAGUAACGACUCCAAACCAAUUAAACAGGAGACGUUUAGCAAUUACCAAGAGUCAACACACAACAACACAUACUCUGCAAACAUUAAGGCCGAGCACACAAGCUCACAGAGCGACGACGACUCUGAAGUGAAACGGGAACGACGCAAGAGGAAGAAGUCCAGAUGGGGAGAUGACCCACCUGUCACUGAUAUUAAGCCACCUGGAGUGUUGGUUCCUAAUACUUUACCACCUGCAUUACCAGGUGCAAAAUUAGCAAAGAUAGAUGAAAAUGGCUUAAAGCUGACAAGCCUUAAUAAAAAUAAUCCAGCCCUGAUGCAGUAUGCUAUGACCAACUAUGGUACUACAAAUCUGAGCCCAGAGGACUGGGCGAAAUGUGAAGAUAAUUUUAAAUUAAAUUUACUGUAUCAGGAUAUGUUGAAGAAAAGAGAAGAAGUAGAACGCUUAAACGCAGCUGGUAGAAACAAGUACGAAUAUGACAGUGAUGAAGAUACAUCGGAAGGUACUUGGGAACACAGAUUGCGUGCGAAAGAAAUGUGCGCGACGGAGAGAUGGGCGGACGAGCUCACGAAGCAAGCGGCUGGGAAACAUCACAUUGGCGACUUCCUGCCUCCCGAAGAACUGAGGAAAUUCAUGGAGAAGUAUUCAGGGGCGAAAGGUGGCAAAGAGCCAGAUUUGAGCGACUACAAGGAAUAUAAACUCAAGGAGGAUAAUGUCGGUUUUAAAAUGCUCCAGAAGUUGGGGUGGAAUGAAGGACAAGGCCUCGGCGCCGAGGGCACUGGUAUCGUGGAUCCUAUUAAUAAAGCGAACCAGCCGGUAGCGAACAUGGGGCUGGGAGCGGGCACGUCGGACGCGGUGUCGCCGGACGACGACGAGUUCGACGCCUACCGCAAGCGCAUGAUGCUGGCCUACCGCUUCCGCCCCAACCCGCUCAAUAAUCCGCGCCGUCCAUACUACUGAAGCAGCUACAAAUAUUACUAAUGAUUAAUUAUUAGUUAAUUCAAUGUAAACAUAGUCUGAUAGGUGGAAAUUUUCAAAAUAUAGUAAAGUACACAAAUGGGAAUAGUUGCUUUAAGUAUAUUUUUUUUAAACCUUGAAAUUGUAUAAUGAUUUUUCUGUAUGAAAAAAGACAUCCUUUUGCGAAUAUUUCUGCGAAUAUAAGAUCACUUAUUAAAUAUUAUUUGAUCAAAGGAAACUACCCUCCAAAAUAGAAUUUAAACAUUGGAAUAGACCAGUGUAAGUUAGUAGUUAUUUGAAUAUAAAUAGGUUUACGGAAUAGUAGUUUUAUUUUGUAUCAUUUUUUUUAUUAACCACAAUGUACCGAUUAGAUAAACUAUUAUUAUGUAAGGAAAUGUAAGUCUUCGAAGUACACUUCCAUUUUGUAUUAUAGAUUAGGUGUAAAGGUAUAUGUGAAGUAUGUUCAUAAUAAACAAUUAUAAAAUAAA
Zerene cesonia (dogface butterfly) is the source of this 3363-nucleotide messenger RNA. RefSeq lists its product as uncharacterized. Gene Ontology annotation, cellular component: nucleoplasm. The coding region runs from base 167 to 2878 and encodes 903 amino acids. Gene Ontology annotation, biological process: RNA processing. Lineage: Eukaryota; Metazoa; Arthropoda; Insecta; Lepidoptera; Pieridae. The transcript is spliced from 13 exons. Gene Ontology annotation, molecular function: RNA binding. The record is from RefSeq and is a predicted model, not a curated record.